UCUCCAUGGCGCCGCUCCCGCCCCUUCCGGAGCGGCUCGGAAGCGGCGGGGGCUGAUGGUCGGGCGGGCGGCGAGGCCGCUGUGCCGGGGGCUCCGCGGGACAGGCCGACAGUACCCCAAGUGUGACCAUAAAAUAUGACUCUUUGCCUGCUGCACCAAACUCCCUAAGUACUUCUUUUGUGGUUUGGUCACGUGGCCUCAACUACAAUGCAACAAGCUUUAGAACAGGCAUUGGAUCGUGCUGAGUAUAUCAUUGAAAGUGCCCGUCAGAGACCUCCCAAAAGAAAAUAUUUAUCCAGUGGAAGAAAAUCUGUGUUUCAAAAACUCUAUGAUUUAUAUACAGAAGAAUGUGAAAAAGAGCCCGAAAUAAAGCAGAAGCUGAGACGAAAUGUGAAUUUACUUGAGAAGCUGGUUAUGCAGGAGACGUUGUCAUGUCUCGUAGUGAACCUCUAUCCAGGAAAUGAGGGUUAUUCACUUAUGCUCAGGGGAAAAAAUGGUUCAGAUUCUGAGACCAUUCGUCUGCCUUAUGAGGAAGGAGAGCUGCUUGAAUAUUUGGAUGCAGAGGAACUACCACCUAUUUUGGUUGAUCUUUUGGAAAAAUCUCAGGUUAAUAUUUUUCAUUGUGGAUGUGUCAUAGCAGAAAUACGUGACUAUAGGCAGUCUGGUAACAUGAAAUCUCCAACAUACCAAAGCAAGCACAUUCUUUUGCGUCCUACAAUGCAGACUUUAAUUUGUGAUGUGCAUUCUAUAACAAGUGACAACCACAAAUGGACACAGGAGGACAAACUCCUACUUGAGAGCCAACUUAUUUUGGCUACAGCAGAGCCUUUGUGUCUUGAUCCUUCAAUAGCAGUGACGUGUACUACAAACCGACUCUUGUACAACAAGCAGAAGAUGAACACUCGUCCCAUGAAACGAUGCUUCAAAAGGUACUCAAGGUCCUCUCUGAACAGACAGCAGGAAGUAGCUCACUGCUCAGCUCCACCUCAGCUCAGAAUACUUGACUACUUACAGAAAAGAAAGGAGAGGAAAGCAGCCCAGCAGUAUGACCUCAAAAUUUCUAAAGCUGGAAAUUGCGUAGAUAUGUGGAAACAGAACCCUUGCUAUUUGACUGCACCUUCUGAAGUAGAGGUGGAAAAAUAUGCCAAAGUGGAAAAGUCUAUCAAGCCUGAUGACUCACAACCAACUGUCUGGCCAGCACAUGAAAUAAAAGAUGAUUAUGUAUUUGAAUGUGAAGUUGGUAAUCAGCUUCAAAAAACAAAGCUGACCAUUUUCCAGUCUCUUGGCAAUCCCUUGUACUAUGGUAAAAUUCAGACGCUCAAAGGUGAUGAGGAAAAUGACAACCUAUUAACUCCAUCACAGUUCCUUAUUGGUUCGAAGACUGAUGCUGAAAGGGUGGUGAACCAGUAUCAGGAGUUAGUACAAAGUGAAGCUAAAUGUCCUGUGAAAAUAUUUCAUAAUUCAAGUGGAUCAGUCAAUCUUAGUCAUCUUUCUCCAGGGAAGGAAAUGGAACAGCCAGAAAGCAUAUCAGGUUCUGUUCAGUCUUCAGUGCUGGGGAAAGGUGUAAAACACCGACCUCCUCCUAUCAAAUUACCUUCAAGUUCAGGAAGUAGUUCUUCAGGUAAUAUUUUCAGUUCACAACAGUCAAGUGGCCAUCUAAAAUCCCCAACUCCUCCUCCUCCUUCUAAGCCUCCUGGUCUUUCUCGGAAACAAUCUAUGGAUCUUAAUCAAGUUAGCAUGCUCUCUCCAGCUGCCAUGUCUCCUGCGAGCUCUUCACAAAGGUCUGGAACUCCUAAACCAUCUACUCCUACUCCAACCAACACCCCUUCAUCGGCCCCACACCCUCCUGAUGCUCAGAGCUCAACUCCUAUUACCCCUUCUGCCACCCCUACUCCCCAAGAUUCAGGCUUCACCCCUCAGCCCACUUUGUUAACCCCGUUUGCUCAGCAGCAAAUGUCUCUGAGCCAGGCACUGCCUGUAAUGACCAUUCCUCUUUCCACCAUGGUAACAUCCAUUACUACAGGAACAACCUCCACCCAGGUCAUGGCAAACCCUGCAGGACUUAACUUCAUCAAUGUAGUGGGCUCUGUGUGUGGAGCACAGUCACUGAUGAGUGGUUCAAACCCUAUGCUGGGGUGCAACCCUGGUGCCAUAGCCCCUGCAGGUAUAAAUCUGAGUGGCAUUUUACCGUCAGGAGGUCUGGUACCAAGUGCGCUGCCCGCUGCAAUGCAGUCUGCCUCUCAAGCAGGCAGCCCCUUUGGUUUGAAAAAUACAUCAAAUCUUCGGCCCUUAAAUCUUCUACAGGGGUCUGACCAAGGUCCAUCCAAUCAAGAUCAGGCAUUAUCUGCCCAACAAGCUGCUGUAAUUAACCUGACUGGAGUAGGGAAUUUUAUGCAACCUCAAGCCACAGUGUUGUCUCAGCUUGGCUCUGCCGUGAACAGACCUGGGCAAAGCCUUCCUCAGCAGAGACUCCAGCUCUCUUCUGCCUUGCAACAGCAACAACAAGCCUUGCAGCAGCAGCAGCAACAGAUACAAGUAAUCCAGCAACUUCACUCUGUGUUAAAAAAACAAACAAACCAACAAAAAACCAAACAAACCAACAAAAAACCUAAAAAUACAAUUCUUGGCUCCAAAAUCAAAAAUCUUGCCCUUUUGACUUCUUUAACUAAUGUCACUAUGGUCUCACAAAUUACAAAAAACAAACAAACAAACAUGAAUUUGGCAAACCAUCAUGCAAGAUUUAUAAUCUGUGGUUAUCUCAGCUUGGAGCACUGAAUUUAUUUUUAUUCAUUUAAGCCAUCCACCUUCCUGAUACGAAAACAUUCAAGGGGUGCUUGUGGCACUAUCUAAAUCAGCUCUGCCAGGUGCCAAUAGAUUUUAAAAUGGCAUGAAUGUAAGCACCUGCAAGUUCAAAUGCAGCACUGCUACAAUCAGCACAUGGAAGCAACAGCUCUAUGAAGCAUUCCUUUUACCAUUCUGUCAUCCAGAUGCUUUAUGAAAAUAUUUUAAUAUUCUUUCAGCACACAGUCCCCUCUUUGUAACAUAUACAGAAAAUACAUAUGAUGCCUACACUGAGAAGGUAUUAUGUUAAAAACGUACUAUGUGACCCAAAUAUUCAAGAAGUUGCUGAGUUACUGAAGUUACUGCAAUGGAGAGAAAGGGCAAAGAAACAAAGCUGGGCACAUACACAUAUAAAAUUAUAGCUGUGCCCUCAGCAGGCUUCUGUGCCACUGGUGCUGCUUGACUGUACCCAUUGCCCCAGUCCAUGGUGUGUUCCUUUCGUCAACCUG
Messenger RNA from Neopelma chrysocephalum (saffron-crested tyrant-manakin), 3290 nucleotides. RefSeq names its product transcription factor SPT20 homolog. The coding region runs from base 208 to 2775 and encodes 855 amino acids. NCBI's taxonomy places the organism in Eukaryota, Metazoa, Chordata, Aves, Passeriformes, Pipridae. Gene Ontology annotation, cellular component: SAGA complex. Gene Ontology annotation, molecular function: transcription coregulator activity. The transcript is spliced from 23 exons. Gene Ontology annotation, biological process: regulation of transcription by RNA polymerase II. The record is from RefSeq and is a predicted model, not a curated record.